AUUGACAGCAGCAACAUGUGACGUACGGAGACAGAAGAAGACAUGUAGAUAAUCAAUGGAAUUUAUGCGUAAUUUACGCGAUCUUGAAAAGGACGACUCGUAUUUUUUUUUAUUUUUUACGAGGGGUGAAUGGUUCGUCCAACUUGGGACAAGUGGGUUGUUUUGGGUGAAAGAAUAUUUCGGGUGUAGUUUUUUUGGAUCGCAGUUGUUUUGUGUUUCUGUCUAAAAUGAGGAAGCCGCAGUAAAUACGCUUUUAGGAUUCUUCCUCGGCGACAAAAGCCCCUCUCGGACCUCUGUCGCCGGGCGAGAGUCGGGCAUCGUCCGUUAUAGUAGAAUCAGAAUGAUAAAGCCGAAAGUGGGUCGGAUGUUUCUGGCGACAUGCGUCGGAUCGUUUUUCAUUCUCAUCUUGUAUAUCCAGAACAUCUCAAGAUCAGCUUCAGAACAGCUUUCGGGUGGAAACAGUUUCCCAGUUAAAUCAAGACGAAGUCCUUUGCAGACACUACAAGAAAAUGAUCAGCUGGAGCAGUCUGCAGUGCAGGCCACUCUGCAGGGCCGUCGGGAACUCCUGGAGGAAACUUGCCAUACGCAUACUUAUAAAAGACGUGUACUCAGCCCUGAGGAUCUUCGGCACCUCAUAGUGGACGAUAAACACAAGCUGCUAUACUGCUAUGUCCCCAAAGUGGCAUGCACCAACUGGAAGCGUGUGAUGAUGGUGCUAACGGGUGACGGCCGCUAUCGCGAACCACUAGCUAUUCCAGCCAACGAGGCUCACGUGGCGGGCAACCUGCGUUCGCUCUCGGAGUAUUCCACGGCUGAGAUCAACAAGCGCCUACGUACAUAUUUGAAGUUCAUCUUUGUUCGCGAGCCCUUUGAGAGACUCGUCUCCGCCUACCGGAACAAAUUCACGCGUAGCUACAACACGGCGUUCCAUAAACGCUACGGUACCAAAAUCAUACGCAGACAUCGGGUGGACCCCCAACCCCAGGCGCUGGAAAAAGGCAACGAUGUCUCUUUUGAGGAGUUUGUGUAUUAUUUAGUAGACCCUCAGACUCAGAGAGAAGAACCUUUUAAUGAGCACUGGGAGAGGGUUCACUCUCUUUGCCACCCUUGCUUGAUCCAUUACGACGUGGUGGGAAAAUAUGAGACACUUGCGCAAGAUUCACGCUAUAUUCUAAAGCUAGCAGGUGUUGACGGAGAGGUCAAAUUCCCGACCACCUCCAAGAGCACCAGGACCACAGGAGACAUGGCCGCCAAGUUCUUCGACAACAUCAGUCCGUUUUAUCAGAAGAAGCUAUUCAGCCUCUACCGAAUGGACUUCUUAUUGUUUAACUACUCUGUGCCGGCAUACUUGAAGUUGAGAUGAGGGUUUGCACAACAGGUUUCAACUAAUUUGAAGUCUUCAUCUGCACACGGAUUUUUGUCUUGUGUGCAUUGACAAUUAAAUUUCACUCUUCUGUCUGGAUUUGAGUGAACUGCCUGAGGGAACCAGAUGAAACUUGAAUGUGGCAUUACCCUCACUCCCUUGAGGCAAAAUUCAGCACUAUGAAGAGAUCACUGCUGGCAGGGGUGUUACAUCCCAUGAAAGUUCACAAAAUACUGUCUGUAAUUCCUUUGGCUUCGGUAUAUGAAGACCGAGCUCCAAGUAUGUGCUUUUGUCCUUCUGAAUGUUGAUAAGUGAAGCGGGAUUCUUCAUCAACGGACAAAUUCUAUGAAUGUUUCGCCUCUUUCAAUCUUCACCACCCAAAUGAUAUUUAUGGUAUUAUGUAGUGUAUUUAUUGUGGAUUUUGCUCUUGAACUGAAAUCAGCAAAUCCUUGACGUUAAUCUUGAUGAAAUUCCUUGAGGAACGUAAUGUGACUGAUCUCAAAGCUACCUUUCUAGCAUUCCGGGAUAUGAUUUCAGACUGUAACCCUUUGCAGUUCACCAGGAACUUGAUUUACCAUCUCAAGUAGUUUCUAAGGCCACUUCCAUCAUAAUACGUUUUCGGUGGAAAACACAUCGAUUUUGCUCCCGUCCAAACUGGAAAUGGUUUGAAAAUUCUCUCUAGCAGUGAAUACUUUGAAAAAUUAAGUGGAAAACGUAUUAGUGUGGACAAGGCCCAAGUCUUAAGCUUACAAACCAUCAACUAUUUUUGAGCAGAUAAAGCCUUUGAAGAUACGCAGUGUCUUAAGGCCAAAGUAUACUCCGCUUUUCCACAUGCUGGCACAUCUCAGGCACAACAUGUUCACACGCAGAUUUCAUCAUCAGGAGAGUACACCCAGAUUGUGCGCAUCCAGACAGGUUUUUCUAGACCAGAACAGUCCUCGUCUUUGUACAUUGUCUGCGCAUUCGUACAAAUGUGUCUAUAUGGGCUUGCAUUCAAAAGAGUAUACUAUGAAAGACUGAGUGCUUUACUGUGUGAGAGACGGAAGGACACACGGAAAAAUGAAGUAUACCCUGGCCUUUAGGGAAUCAAACUAAAGGAUGAAUUUAUGCUACUCUUUCAGUUACGAACUGGACAGGGCUGUCUACCUUGGCCAGUUUAGCAACUCUGGAAUUAAACGGCGUUAUUAAAGAGUCACCUCUUUAGUUAGCAUGCAUCAGGCUUGAGUAAACAGUGCAUAGCUGUGGUUGGGGAAAGCUAGAUCCUCAUCAGUGCUCCUCUUGUUGAGUUAUGGAUGCAGGGUGAGGUGCAAACUACCCACUGGGCAUUGCACGUCAAACAUCAGCAGAAUCUUGGAGGAAACACUCAUCUUAUGAAUCUGUAAUAAGAGUUGAAGUGCAAUAAAUGUUUCUAAUGAGGUACCAAUAUCUGUAAACUUUUUAAGCUGUGUAGAAGCUUAACCAUAAUUUUAAUCAAUCUCUUUUUUUUUUUUUUUUUACUGCAAGUCACGCAUCCAACCUUUUGUGUACAAGUUUAAAAGCCCUACUAUAAUUGGAUCAUUCACAAAAAUUGUAUUUGUGGUUUCUUAGCAAUUUAAAUUACCCUUAAAUUAUUUGGAUUUUUUUUUAUUUAUUUCUACGUCAAAGACUAAUGCCUAAUUUUUACAGUUGAAAUGAUGAAAUCUUUUGAGAAAGGGUGAGAAGGUGGUCUCUGACUAAUAUCUGGCAGACAUCCUUUGCCUUGGGAUACAUCGCUAGCCUGGUGCACAUUGGGUACCUUGUGUGCAAUAUUGCAUAUCAAAUAGCUUUUAUUGCUGCUAAUAGACAUUCCAGCAUGUCAUUUUGAAUUUAAUAUGGGUACAAGGAGUCAUCUAUGAAACUAGUGUAUUUCUUGGGUUAUAAUGUUUAAAUAGGCAGUAUCUCAUCAUCUAAAGAGGAACUUAAAAAAUACAUGUACAUUUAGAAGGUGCAGAGUUCUCCAUGUUUUUGUCCUGGCAUAAUGUCCUUACUUUUGAUUAUUCUGUCUUUGAAACUAUGAAUGUAUUAAGCAGGUUGAUUCAUAUGUAUGAGGAAAUGUGAGAUAAAGAAACCAUUCACUGUUCGAGUUAAACUGUUGAAAGUGUGGCAACUGUAUUUGCCACACGUGAUGUAACUCUCACAGUUUGCACCUGUUUUGAAAGCUUGUGGGCAUGCAUAUUGUAACGGUUUAAAAUGGGCAAGGAGGAGGCAGGAACCAGCUGAACAGUCAAAGUAAUAUUUAAUUUAAACAAAAAGACACAAACACAAAUACACACACACGGCAGCUGCGUGUGGCUCUCUCUCUCCUGAACUGCCUCAUAUGGCUGCCUUUAUCCCUCUCCUCGGCUGAUUAGCCCGAUUGGGGGCCGGGCGUGCGUUGUCACGGCCCGGCCCCGCCCUCCUCCUCGUUACACUUAUGUACUGCAAAACUGUGAAUGCCAAUGUACACUUGCCAGUAUGUAGUAUUGCUUUAAAGGGUGAAAAAAAAAAAUAAUUUCAAUUGUAAUUGUUUUUCAGUGGGCAACAGGGAAUGCAUUUCAACCAGCAGUAAUUAAUAUUGGUCACAGCAAUUUCAAAUAUAAUGUAAUGGUAAAUUGCCUCUGGUAUGAGCACAAGACUUAUGGACAUAUUUUAGGGACCACAACACUCAAGCUCUAAACAAAUUAUGUGAAAGGGGUUAAUAUAAUAUAUUCAGCCCAAGACAUUUUACAAAAUGUCUUGAAUAAAACUGCCACAUUAACUUCAUUGUCAUCAAUUGAUCCAAAUAAAGUGGAACAACCGAUUACAUACAUUACUUAAAGUCGAGACGAAAUCACCCCCAAAAUUCAAAUUUUGUCAUCAUUAACUAACUUUGUCAUUCAUACAAGUUUUGUAAACUGAAUCGAUCGUUUCAUUGAAAAUAUCGAACUCAAAAGAAUCAGACAUCGAUACUUUGAUAGCGCCAAAGAGAGCUAGGGCAGAUUUCUAAGUGUUUUAGUGAUUUAAUGAUUUCAUUUUUGGUCUGUUUCUUAUCCAAACUUUAUGAAUUCAAAAAACUUUUUUUAACAAUUUUAAAUAAGCUUUUGAUGACAGAUUUCUUAUUUUUGGGUGAAAUAUUCCUUAUAUAUAUUUAAUUAAAUAAAUGCAUGCGCUGCGUCCUUCAGAGUGAAAACAUGGCACUGUUCAGAUUCGAAGUAAAUUCUAGAGACUGUUGUGUGUGAAAAUCCCUGGAGAUCAGCAGUUACAGAAAUACUCAAACCAGCCCCUAUACAAAGUGUAUGUAAACUUCUGACCCACUGGAAAUGUGAUAAAAGAAAUAAAAGCUGAAAUAAAUAAUUCUCUCUACUAUUAUUCUGACAUUUCACAUUCUUAAAAUAGUGAUCCUAGCUGACCUAAAACAGGGAACGUUUUCCAUGAUUAAAUGUCAGGAAUUGUGAAAAACUGAGUUUAAAUGCAUUUGGCUAAGGUGUAUGUAAACUUCUGACUUCAAAUG
Molecule: messenger RNA, 4850 nt
Organism: Myxocyprinus asiaticus (Chinese sucker)
Lineage: Eukaryota; Metazoa; Chordata; Actinopteri; Cypriniformes; Catostomidae
Product: carbohydrate sulfotransferase 11-like
Exons: 3
Coding region: 341-1363 (340 amino acids)
Biological process (GO): carbohydrate biosynthetic process; proteoglycan biosynthetic process
Cellular component (GO): membrane
Molecular function (GO): sulfotransferase activity
Source: RefSeq, a predicted model, not a curated record